Messenger RNA from Penicillium longicatenatum, 1848 nucleotides. RefSeq names its product GMC family oxidoreductase. The coding region runs from base 1 to 1848 and encodes 615 amino acids. The record is from RefSeq and is a predicted model, not a curated record. The transcript has 4 exons. Lineage: Eukaryota; Fungi; Ascomycota; Eurotiomycetes; Eurotiales; Aspergillaceae. Gene Ontology annotation, biological process: secondary metabolite biosynthetic process. Gene Ontology annotation, molecular function: oxidoreductase activity, acting on CH-OH group of donors; flavin adenine dinucleotide binding.
AUGUUACGACUUCCCACCUUGUCAAUUCUAUUUUCUCCUGUGUUUGCCUCGGUAAUAUCGCAAUUCUCUGGAGGUAAACUCACUGGCAACUCUUUUGGCAUUGCCGGGCUCAAUGCCACCUAUGACUAUGUGAUAGUGGGCGGUGGAACUGCAGGGAAUGUCGUUGGAGCUCGGUUGACAGAGGACAGUAAUGCUUCAGUGGCAUUGGUUGAAGCUGGAAGCUUCUGUGAACUAAGCAAUGGCAAUUGGAGUCAACUUCCGUAUUGGUCCCAGAAGUGGGAGAGUACGAAGACAGAUGAUUGGCAGCCAUUAGUAGAUUGGGGUUACGAAAAUGAACCCCAAAUUGGCGGCAACCGCAUUCAUUAUGCUCAAGGUCGGACUCUGGGGGGCAGCAGUGCCCGCAAUCAGAUGAUGUACAACCGGCCUACAAAAGGUGCCUACCAACUCUGGGCUGACAGAGUCGGCGACCAAGCAUAUACAUGGGAUAAUAUGCUGCCCUUACUUGAGCGAAGUGUGCAAUUUUCGCCUAACGCUGAACACCGACCUGCGAAUGCCACCCCUCACUAUGACACUUCGGUGUUCUCUUCUAAAGGAGGACCACUGCACGUCAGUUACCCUGGCUAUGUCUGUCCGCUCUCCCAUCACGGCCACAAAGCGUUUUCUUCAAUCGGCUUGAAAGAGAUACCUGGCUUCACUACCGGCUCGAUGCACGGCUUCAGCUACUGGCAAUUUACGAUUGACCCAGACACAGGUCUUCGCGCUUCCUCUGAGGCUACAUUUUUAGCAGAGGCUUUAGGCCGGCCAGGACUAUCAGUAUAUAUCAACUCCAUGGCCAGGAAUAUCGUGUUCUCUGGGACAAAAGCCGUUGGCGUGAACAUCACAAACUACGGCGAAAAGCCAUUUAUCUUGACGGCAACCAAGGAGGUGAUUGUAUCAGCAAGGAUUUACAAUUCCCCUCAAUUAUUGAUGGUGUCCGGCAUUGGACCCAAGGAGACCCUGGAGAAAUACGAUAUCCCCGUGGUGGCAGAUCUGCCGGGCGUGGGCCAGAACACGCAUGAUUCGUGUGCCAUCAACGGACCGAUCUUUGAGAUCGAUGCAAUCUCCUACACAACUUGGCAAGAUGCAGAUCUCAUGAAGCAAGCUGUUGAGACAUAUUACAAAGAUCACAGUGGACCUUUAAGUAAUAUCGGUAUGGACAUUGGGGCGUAUGAGAAGCUCCCUGCUUCCUCCAGAGCGAAUUUGGGCUCCAGUGCCCUAAAAGAUCUAGCAGAAUUCCCAUCAGAUUGGCCGGAAAUUGAGUAUAUGCUGGAGGGCAUUGAAGCACUUUCAUUCGCCUCAGACUCCUUCCACUCUUCGGCAAAUAAGAGCUACGCUACUAUAAGCAUGAUGAUGGGCGCAACGACAAGUUUGGGAAAUAUGACUAUCAGCUCGGCGAGCAACCUAGAUGCACCCAUUAUCAAUCCAAACUGGCUGCGGACUAAAACGGAUCAAGAGGUUGCUGUGCUAGCAAUUCGUCGAGCUCGAGAAGCCUGGAAAGCUAUCCCGAUCCGUGUUGGCGAGGAAGUGUUUCCUGGCGCCAAUGUCACCAGCGAUGCUGAUUUGUUGAAGGUCAUAGAGGAGAAUCUUGUCCCAACUCAUCAUGGGACCGCGUCUUGCGCAAUGGGAAAAAAGGGUGAUCCAGCGGCGGUUGUCGACUCGAAAGCUCGUGUUUUCGGCGUGAAGAAUUCACGCGUGAUCGAUUCUUCCAGCAUGCCAUUCACGCCCCCGGGACAUACAAUGGGUCCUACUUACGCUCAUGCCGAGAAAUUGGUCCAGGAUGUUUUGGAUGAAUACCUGGCUGAUGCGUAG